AUGGAUCCAGAUAGAGAUAAGCUAGAAGAAGGAAUCCUAUUACAGCGUAAACGUGAAACGGAAGAAGAGGAUGGACCUUCAGCAGAAAAUGCUUUUGGUCCCUGGAUGCUGGUUCAACGACGGCACAAGCAAUUUAAUGGUAAGAAUAAAACAUUGGAGAAGUCAUGUGGGGAAAAGGAAAUGAUCAGUGGUGAUAGACUAUCUGAUAAAGAAAGAGGAAGAAGCCAAUCCAGAUUUGCUAUUCUAGAAGAAGAGUUGGAGAAUAUCGAGGCUGUGGAAAAUCCCCUUUUUAAUGAAGUAAAGGAUUUUAAUUUCUCAACAAGGGAAGGGACCUCUCAAGAGCCGAAUAAACCAUCUGUGGGGCAGCCACGUAAUGCAAGAACGAAUGCUAGAAAAAAGGAUAAUGCUAAAAAGAAAAAUUUAGAACGAGAUGUUGAUGACCACGAUCGCCCUUUGCUUGAAAGUUCAGAUAGCCAGCGACAUGAAAAUGAGUUGAACGAAGUCGUUUUUGCAAAAGAUAAGCAACCGGCAAGCUCUGUCACUCAGUUUUCGACGGAUAAUGACGUCAUACUGGAAGGGAAGCAGGGAAACAUAUGUCUAAAUUGGGGGAAUAAGGAGACUAGUCAUUCUCAGCAGGAACUAAUGCAUCUGGUCGAGGCUGUCAAGGCUGACAACCUUGUGUCUAAUAUUCUGGAUAAUUCAACGCAUGUUGCAGUUCGAGCUUCCAGACCAUAUCAACGUUCGGGUCAAUCUCACACAGGUUCAAUCCGCGACAAAAUGGUGAUUAGAGGAGGAAAAAUGACUAUAAGUGCUGGUUCAAGUGCAGCGUCUGGGUUUAUUAAAGAUUUGAUCAGAAGUUAUAAUGUAUCCUGUAUCAUUCUCCUUGAAACAAGAAUCAGUGGUCUUGCGGCUGACAGGGUUAUUAAAAAUAUUGGUUUUUGCAAUUCCUUUAGAGUCGAGGCGGAUGGCUUUGCUGGAGGGCCCCAUGGCAACUUGGCAGAGGGGUCUGGUGAAGGAGAGAUUAGAUCGUGCAUAAGAUUAGCAAGCGAAAAACCAGAAUUGAUCGAUUGCAACUUACUGAUGGCUCAUGGUGCUCAGAUCAAACUAGAUUAUGUCGGCAGGCGAUUUCGUUCUCAAUGUUCUUCUAUUUGGCGUCGUAUGUGGCCUUUUAUUUCGGGAAAUUCUAGCUGGAGUAUUGGUAAUGGUAGGCGUGUGUCCUUUUGGUUUGAUAAUUGGUUAGGCACGAAACCUUUGAUCAACCAAAUUACACAGCCUAUACCAAGUAGUUCUCAUGAGUGGCACGUUAAAGAUGUUUUGAGUGGGGAUACCUGGGAUUUUAGACUUUUGUCAGAUUUUUUACCAGAUGAGGUUUUGGACAAUCUAAAUUUGUGUUGUCUUCCUAGAGAUGAGUUGGAGGAUGAUAUCCGAAUCUGGAAUCUUGCUGGCAAUGGCCAAUUUUCUUUGGCUUUGGCUUAUUUGGCUCUUUUGGACCUGGGAUUUAGCAAUGGCCAUGGUUAUUAG
Messenger RNA from Fraxinus pennsylvanica, 1521 nucleotides. Lineage: Eukaryota; Viridiplantae; Streptophyta; Magnoliopsida; Lamiales; Oleaceae. The record is from the annotation of a GenBank genome assembly.